AUGGUGUCCGUUCGCUACUUCGCCGUUUCGGCGGCCCUGGCCGUGCUGGUAGACGCACAGUCGAGCAUCGAGCAGCGUGCGGUAGAACUCCCAGAUACGUGGAAGUACUAUGGGUGCUACACCGAGGGAAGCAGUGGACGUAGCCUUUCGAACCAGCAGCCAGACAAUGCGAACCUGACCGUAGAAUCGUGCGUCGCGAUAUGUAUCGACUCGGGCUACUCGGUGGCCGGUAUGGAAUAUGGUGCCCAGUGCUUCUGCGACGACUUCGUUCGCGACGGAGCCAAUCUCACCGCCGAUGCCGAUUGCAAUAUGGACUGUAGCGGCGACGCGUCUGAGUUCUGCGGCGCGGGGAAUCGCCUAUCAGUCUAUUCCAACGAUACCCUCGUGGUAUUCCAGCCUCCCACUGCGCAGACGGCGGACCUCCCUGGCUCAUGGGAGUACUAUGGAUGUGUCGUCGACAACAUCGACGGCAACAUAUUGCCUUAUAUGAGUGAAGAUAUCGAUAACGCGACCAUCUCGGCCUGUAUCGAGGGCUGCAGCAGGUUCGGCUACAACGCCGGCGGUAUCGAAUAUGGCUACCAGUGCUUCUGUGGUGACCACGGUAACGUGACUCUCGCGCCUGAAUCCGACUGCAACGAAGCCUGCCCGGGCGAUGCGCACCAUCUCUGCGGCAGCGGCAACAGGAUCUCAUACUACACAUGGACCGGAGCUCCAUUGACAACAUGGCAGACCGCCACGGGCGCAGCAGCAGGGCUGUAUGAGUUCCUCAUGUCCGCGCCCCUGGUCCCCCUGAUCAGCACCGUGAGCAUCAACGACAAGGUGGUGUUCGUAGAGAAGCACGGCACGCAGGUAAACAACAACAGCUCCGGCUCGUUCGAGUUCGACCCCACGCUGGCGCCACAAUACGGGACCGCCUUCCGCGAGCUGCAGCUCAAGACCGACGUCUUCUGCUCCGCCUCGCUCGUCCUGCCCGACAAGGCCGGACGCCAGAUCAACGUCGGCGGGUGGUCUGGCGACUCGCUCAUCGGCGUGCGGCUCUUCACGCCCCAGAUGGGCCUGGGCGUCAACGGGACCAAUAGCUGGGAGGAGGACUUCACGGAGCUCGCGCUGAUGGACGCUCGCUGGUAUCCCACCGCGGUCAUGUUGAGCAACGGCUCCGUGCUCGUCGUCCAGGGCGAAAACGGCUCGGACGGACCUAUCGUGCCGACUGUCGAGGUUGUCCCACGACCUGCGGGGGUGACCAACUCGACCCAUCUGGACUACCUGGAACUGACGGUUGCUGGAAAGAUCCAGUCGUACCCCAUGAUCGCCAUCCUGCCAUCAGGCAACAUGUUUUUCUCGCAAUAUAAUAACGCCCGCAUCAUCUCGCAGACUGAUUUCAGCCAGAUCAGAAUGCUCCCCCAGAUGCCCGGUGCCGUGAAUAACCCAGAAGCCGGGCGUAACUACCCCUUGCAGGGCACCAUGGGUCUCAUGCCCCAGUCCGCGCCGUACACGGAUCCUCUGACAAUCAUCAUCUGCGGUGGCACAACCGACGGCGCCAACUUCGGCCUCGACAACUGCAUCUCGACGCAGCCGGACGUCCAAGGGUCCGAAUGGACGAUUGAGAGGAUGCCCACAAGACGCGUCGUCUCCUGCAUGGUCAACCUCCCCGACGGGCGCCUAAUAAUCCUCAACGGCGCCUACAACGGACGCGCGGGCUUCGGCCUCGCCACGGACCCCAACCUGGGCGCCGUGCUCUACGACCCCUCGCAACCCGUCGGCGCGCGCAUGACUUCGCUCAGCAGCUCGACCAUCGCGCGCCUGUACCACUCAGAAGCCGUCCUCAUGCCCGACGGCCGCAUCUUGGUAUCAGGCUCUGACCCGCAGGACCCCAUCAACCCGGAGGAGUACCGGCUCGAGUACUUCUCGCCCGACUACAUCCUGUCGGGCGCGGCGAAACCCACCUUCACCAUCGCGGACACGGACUGGGCCUACGGCGCGACGGUGCCGUUCACGCUGACGUCGGCGUUUAGCGGUGAGGUCAAGGUGUCGCUGAUAGCGGCCGUCGGGUCGACGCACGGGUACAACAUGGGCCAGCGCACGCUGUUCCCGGCCGUCAGCUGCAGCGGCACGGCGUGCACGGUGACGGCGCCGCCCGAUGCCCACGUCAGUCCCCCGGCCUGGUACCAGAUGUUUGUGCUCGACGGGCCGACGCCGAGCCAUUCUGUCUGGGUCCGCAUCGGCGGCGAUCCGGCCGAGCUGGGGAACUGGCCCGAUCUGCCGGGGUUCACUCGUCCUGGGGUCUGA
This is a messenger RNA of Anthostomella pinea, 2286 nucleotides long. Lineage: Eukaryota; Fungi; Ascomycota; Sordariomycetes; Xylariales; Xylariaceae. The record is from the annotation of a GenBank genome assembly.